Molecule: messenger RNA, 2000 nt
Organism: Kockovaella imperatae
Lineage: Eukaryota; Fungi; Basidiomycota; Tremellomycetes; Tremellales; Cuniculitremaceae
Exons: 9
Coding region: 63-1868 (601 amino acids)
Biological process (GO): protein import into peroxisome matrix, docking
Cellular component (GO): peroxisomal membrane; cytosol
Molecular function (GO): protein binding
Source: RefSeq, a predicted model, not a curated record
AAAAAUUCCCGGUGACCUUUUUAGCCGGCUUCACUUUGAUCUCUAUCUUUCACUUGUAUACCAUGUCAGCGUUCUUGGGUGGUGCAGACUGCGGACCGGUCAACCCGUUGAAAAACGUGACUGGGAGGCUCGACGUCGAUAGGUCGUUGUUCCAGGAUCGGUUGGUGUCGAAACCAAAUAUAGCGGGGCCGUCAAGGGAUGUUACGAAUUCUCAAUCCCCGUUUGAUCUCUCCGAGCUUCGUACCCAUCUGGUACCGGCGGCAGCGCCAAUCGGGCUGCAGCUCAGGCCAGCUGUCUCGGACUGGGCUCAAUCCUUUGUGCCUUCCGCCCGAGCGGCGGGAAAGCAGCGCGAGGUGAUAGGCUGGGAGAGGGAGUUUAAUACAAGAGAGCAUGAGCCGCGGCAAGAUGGGUUUCAGGGCCCAAGGCAGCUACUGCCGCGGCAGAUCGAGCGAACACCAUGGCAACCGAUGUUAAAUCGGCCAUACAUCGUUCCCACGCAGGAAACGCAGGAACCCACGCAGGAACCCACUCGGCCCGCUCCGCUUCCUCGCGAGCCACUUGAUGACGCCCAGGAGAUUCUCGCCAGAACAGCUCAAGCUUUCGUGGCGGAUGCGGAUCAGUCUUCGCUACUACGGGAUAACCCUAAACUCGCCCAAAGCAGGUUCAUGGAAUUGGUCAAUGCCGUGGCGAAAAAGGACGUGGUGGUGCAGGCACCUCCCGUGCAAUCGUUUGACCAGGUCGGACCCGGCGCGACGUUUGUGGAACGACCUGUGGCGUCGAACUGGGCAAGCGAGUUUUCGCCGGCGCCGGCACGAUCAGUACACUUUGAGAAGAUUGUUGAGGUUGACUUUGAACAAGACACAUUUGCCGAGUUUCAUAGUCAGCUGCGCCAGGCGAGGUCACCGCGGCUCGGCGUGGGUGCACUCGAAUCUUGGCACGAAUUGCAAGGGGUGGAGGGAAAGGCUCAGACGCGGUAUCUCUUCCAGAGUGCCAAUCCGUACGAGGACAUUGUCGGGCACGACUCGCCGACUCUCAAGGGCGUCUUGGAGCUCGAAGCCGUGGUCCAGGCCAGUCCUCAAGAUCACGAAGCGUGGUUUCACCUCGGUCUGAAACAACAGGAGAAUGAGCGAGAGGAUCAAGCUAUACUGGCGCUGGCAAAAGCUGUACAGUUGGAUCCUGACCACCGGCCGACCUAUCUCGCCCUCGCUGUGAGCUAUACCAAUGAAGGUGACCAGGGCGCGGCCAAUGUGAUGUUGGAGAAGUGGAUCGAUCUGCAGGAGGGCGCCAUGGCGCUGGUCCGGAGAGACGGCGAGACGUUGAGCCAAGAGAGGGAUCGAUUGAUUCAGAGAUUGAUCGGACUGGCGAGACAGAGCCCCGACGAGGUCGACCCGGAUAUACAGGUUGCCCUGGGCGUAUUGUUCAACUCGUCAGAGGACUAUGCCAAAGCGGAAGACUGCUUUCAGGCGGCACUCAGUGUGCGACCUGACGACUGGAUCCUGUACAACCGACUCGGGGCGACGCUCGCCAACAGUGGUCGGAGCAACGAAGCGAUCUCAUACUAUCACAAGGCGUUGUCGCUUCAUCCGAACUUUGUCCGAGCACUGUUCAACCUUGGUAUCGCCCACGUCAAUCUCGCUCAAUACGCCCAAGCUGCUCAGCGGAUCCUUGACGCGCUCAGGCUGCAACACGCCGAUGCGACAGAGGCAUACUCUGGGUCCAGUCUGCAGAAGGGAAUCGGUAGCAAUGUGCUAUGGAGUACGCUGAGGAACGUCUGCAUGCAUAUGGGAAGGCAAGACUACGUAGAGCUUGCGAGUCGUCGGGAUCUGGAUGGCUUCCCGUCGGUCGUGGAGGCUAGCCUUGGGUCGUAGAAUUUGCUACAGAUGUGGCGGCCGUCGAGAGCGUGGUAGAACUCUGUGACGACUUUGGGGCAGCAGAUUCUUCCUUGCGCUUUGUCUUAAUCGAAUGGUACAACACCUUUAAUGCAGCUCUUGCUUUCUCGA